Messenger RNA from Aspergillus heteromorphus CBS 117.55, 3382 nucleotides. Its product is annotated as isoleucine--tRNA ligase ILS1. The record is from RefSeq and is a predicted model, not a curated record. Gene Ontology annotation, molecular function: ATP binding; tRNA binding; aminoacyl-tRNA deacylase activity. The transcript has 2 exons. Gene Ontology annotation, biological process: isoleucyl-tRNA aminoacylation. Bases 62 to 3295 code for a protein of 1077 amino acids. Lineage: Eukaryota; Fungi; Ascomycota; Eurotiomycetes; Eurotiales; Aspergillaceae.
CGCUCCCCCUCGACAGACAGAACUUCCCUCCCUGGCGACCCCCUCUCGCCCCCUGCCCGUCAUGUCCAUUGAUUUUCCCCACGAGGAGGAGGUCAUCCUCCAGCGGUGGAGGGAGAUCGACGCCUUCCGGAGGCAGGUCGAGCUCUCCGAAGGCCGCAAACCUUACACCUUCUACGAUGGCCCUCCCUUCGCGACCGGUCUGCCUCACUACGGUCACCUGCUGGCCUCCACUAUCAAGGAUAUCAUUCCCCGCUACUGGUCCAUGAAGGGCCACUAUGUCGAGCGUCGCUUUGGCUGGGAUACCCACGGUGUCCCCAUCGAGUACGAGAUCGACAAGAAGCUGGGCAUGUCGGGCCUGGAGGCUGUCCAGAAGAUCGGAAUUGAGAAGUACAACGAGGAGUGCAGGGCCAUUGUCAUGAGAUUCGCGUCCGAGUGGCGCCAGACUAUCGAGAGACUUGGUCGUUGGAUUGACUUCGACAAUGACUACAAGACCAUGAACAUGGGCUUCAUGGAAUCGGUGUGGUGGGUUUUCAAGCAGCUCUUCGACAAGGACCUGGUCUACAGAGGUUACCGUGUGAUGCCGUACUCGACCGCCCUCAACACCCCUCUCAGUAACUUCGAGGCUCAGCAGAACUACAAGGACGUCCAGGACCCCGCAGUCGUCGUCACAUUCCCCCUGCUGGACGACCCGGAGACCAGCCUGCUUGCGUGGACGACCACUCCCUGGACCCUGCCUUCGAACGUCGCGCUCGCGGUCAACCCCACCUUCGAAUACAUCAAGAUCCUCGACGAGGCCUCGGGCAAGCACUACGUUCUCCUCGAGUCUCUGCUCCGGACACUGUACAAGGACCCCAAGAAGGCCAAGUUCAAGAUUGUUGACCGGUUCAAGGGUGCUACCAUGAAAGAUUGGAAGUACCAGCCUCUCUUCGACUACUUCUACGAGGAGUUCAAGGAUUACGGCUUCCGGGUGCUGAACGCCGACUAUGUCACCGCUGAAGAUGGUACCGGUAUUGUCCACCAGUCUCCCGCCUUCGGUGAGGAGGAUUACAGAGUUGCCAUGGAGGGAGGCGUCAUCAGCGAGACUCGCUACCCCCCCAACCCGGUCGAUGACCAUGGAUGCUACACUGCUGAGGUGAAGGAUUUCGAGGGUCAGCACGUCAAGGCCGCCGACAGGGCCAUCAUCAAGCACCUGAAGGCCGCUGGUCGCCUGAUCGUCGACAGCCAGAUUACUCACAGUUACCCCUUCUGCUGGCGUUCCGACACCCCCCUGAUCUACCGGGCUGUGCCGGCGUGGUUCGUCAAGAUCGGGCCCAUCAUCCCUCAGAUGCUCGAGGGCAUUGAUGACUCCCACUGGGUGCCUAGCUUCGUCAAGGAAAGACGAUUCUCCAGCUGGAUCCAGAACGCCCGCGACUGGAACAUCUCGAGAAACCGCUUCUGGGGUACCCCGCUUCCCCUGUGGGUCAGCGAUGACUUCAAGGAGGUUGUGGCUGUUGGCAGUGCCGAGGAGCUCAAGCAGCUCAGCGGUUACGAGGGAGAGCUCUUGGACCUCCACCGCGACAAGGUUGAUCACAUCACUAUCCCCAGCAAGCAGGGCAAGGGUGUCCUCCGCCGUGUCAGCGAGGUGUUCGAUUGCUGGUUCGAGUCGGGCAGCAUGCCCUACGCUUCUCAGCACUACCCCUUCGAGAACAAGGAUCAGUUCGAGAACAGCUUCCCCGGUGACUUCAUUGCCGAGGGUCUGGACCAGACGCGUGGUUGGUUCUACACUCUGACCGUGCUGGGCACUCACCUCUUCGGCAAGCUUCCCUUCAAGAACUGUGUCGUCAACGGAAUUGUCCUGGCGGAAGAUGGUAAGAAGAUGUCCAAGAGACUGAAGAACUACCCCGACCCGUCUCUGGUCAUGGACCGGUAUGGUUCGGAUGCCCUCCGUCUCUACUUGAUCAACUCCCCGGUUGUGCGUGCGGAGCCGCUCCGCUUCAAGGAGUCGGGUGUCAAGGAGAUCAUCGCCAAGGUCCUCCUGCCCCUCUGGAACAGCUACAAGUUCUUUGAGGGCCAGGCGGCCCUGUUCAAGAAGACCCAGGGCUACGAGUUCGCCUGGGACCCGAAGGCGGAGGCCACCAACACGAACGUUAUGGACCGCUGGAUCUUGGCCAGUUGCCAGAGUCUGCUCAAGUUCGUGAACGAGGAGAUGGCCGGAUACCGUCUGUACACGGUUGUUCCCCGUCUGCUUGAGUUGAUUGACAACACCACCAACUGGUACAUUCGAUUCAACCGCAGACGUCUGAAGGGUGAGAACGGUGUGGAUGACACCCUGCACGCCCUGAACACCCUCUUCGAGGUUAUCUACACUCUGGUCAGAGGUCUGGCUCCGUUCACACCGUUCAUCACCGACACCAUCUACCUGAGACUCCUUCCCCACAUCCCCGAGGCGCUCCGCAGCGAGGACAGCCGGAGUGUUCACUUCCUGUCCUUCCCUGAGGUCCGGGAGGAGCUCUUUGACGAGGUCGUCGAGCGCCGGGUGACGCGCAUGCAGAAGGUCAUUGACAUGGCCCGUAUCUCCCGUGAGCGCCGGAACAUCGGACUGAAGACCCCCUUGAAGACUCUCGUCGUGAUCCACCAGGAUCAGCAGUACCUGGACGAUGUCAAGUCUCUGCAGAGCUACAUCCUGGAGGAGCUGAACAUUCUGGAGCUUGUCCUGUCCUCCGACGAGGUCAAGUACAAUGUCCAGUACAGCGUGAACGCCGACUGGCCCACGCUCGGCAAGAAGCUGAAGAAGGAAGUGCAGAAGGUCAAGAAGGCCCUGCCCUCCCUGACCAGCGAUGACGUCAAGCGGUUCGUCGCUGACAAGAAGAUGCUCGUGGACGGCAUUGAGCUUGUGGAGGGCGAUCUGGUCGUCAAGCGUGGCCUCAAGGAGGACCCGGCGUCCGAGAACAUGGAGCCCAACACGGACAGCGACCUGCUGACCAUCCUGGACGCCAACCUGUACCCCGAGUUGGCCGAGCAAGGGUUGGGCCGCGAGAUCAUCAACCGUCUGCAGCGCCUGCGCAAGAAGGCGGGCCUGAUCCCCACGGACGACGUGAAGAUGGAGUACGUCGUGCUCUCCGACCCCGACAACAUCGGUCUGGGCCAGGCGUUCGAGACGCAGUCCAAGGCCAUCGAGAAGGUUGUGCGCAGACCGCUCGAGCAGUACGUGCUGGUGGACGGCAAGCUCCCGGCGGGCGACGAGGCGGAGAUGAUCAUCCAGGAGGAGCAAGAAGUACAAAAGGCGACCUUCCUGCUGCGGUUGCUCAAGCUGUAGACGGCGAUUCGGCCGGAAGCCAAAAGAACGCGAAUGAUAGUCGUUUAGAUCAUACAAUUCCCAAGACGUGCAUUUCUCUAUUUUUUU